Amborella trichopoda is the source of this 1357-nucleotide messenger RNA. Its product is annotated as SNARE associated Golgi protein family. The record is from RefSeq and is a predicted model, not a curated record. Gene Ontology annotation, cellular component: membrane. Lineage: Eukaryota; Viridiplantae; Streptophyta; Magnoliopsida; Amborellales; Amborellaceae.
CCCCGGCCCGCCCGCCCCGCCCUGACAAAUCCUCCUGUAAAACUCAUUAUUCUCUCCCUACAAAUCCGAGGUCUUCCUCUUCUUCCACUCUACAAAUCCGAAUUUCUCUCUCCCUCCUCUCUCUUCUCCCAGUUCAAAUUUGAUAUCUCUCUCUCUCUCCUUUGUUUUGUUGCUCCUCCCUUCUCUCUCAAUAAAUCCGAUUCUCCCUCCCCUUUCACUUUCUCCCAUUUCAGCUUUGAUCUCUCUCUGAUUCCUUCACUUUCUCCCCAUUUCAGCUUUCAUCUUUCUCUCUCUCUAUCUAUUUAUCUAUUUAUCUAUCUAUCUAUCUAUCUAUCUAUCUAAAUCCAUAUUCCUCGACAAUCCGAAUUUCAUCGAAGCUCAGCAUUUUUUCUGGAGUUGGAACUCAAGCAAUGGCUUUCCUCAAGCGUUUCGCUGUGAUUUCGGUUGCUGUUGCGGCUUUUGUGGUUUACAAAACAAUCAAUAAGGAAUAUGGUUUUGACAAGGAUUCGAUUCUGCAUAGUUUUCGUGGACUCUCUGAAAAAUUAGGGCUUUGGGCCAUGCCUUUCUAUGUCCUCCUUCACACAGUUACCCUAGCUUUGUGCUUGCCCUAUGCAGUGUUCUUCGAAGCUGGGGCUGCUCUCUUAUUUGGAUUUGUACCCGCUGUUCUCUGUGUUUUCGCAGCUAAGGUUCUUGGGGCUUCGCUCUCUUUCUGGAUUGGAAGGACUGUCUUUAGAAGCUCAACCUCUGCAAUGGACUGGGCUCGUAGUAGCAAAUACUUCCAUCUUCUCACUAAUGGGGUAGCUCAAGAUGGGUGGAGAUUUGUCCUCCUCGCUCGCUUUUCACCGAUUCCUUCAUAUGUUAUCAGUUAUGCAUUGGCAGCCACUAAUGUUCGUUUCUUUAUUGAUUUCCUCUUACCCACCAUUAUGGGCUGCCUGCCAAUGAUCUUACAAAACACAUCAAUAGGCAGCCUGGCCAAUGUAGCGAUAGGUACCACCAUCACUUCUCAAAAGUCUCGGGUAUUAUCUUACAUGUUACCCCUACUAGGAAUUGGAUCGAGCAUUCUAAUUUCCCUCAAGGUCAAGAAGUAUGCGUCUGAAAUUUCACUGGUUGAUGAGCAUCCGGCUUCAAAAGGUGCUAGAACCAUCGAUAGUAAUUCUUGUGAUUUAUCUCAAAAUUCUGUAAAAUCAGGUGAGAUUCACUAAGGAAAGGGCACUAAUUUUGCCUAACUCUUCCUUCUUUUUUUUUUUUUAGAAAUUUAGAGAUUUGUGGACUAUCUGAAAUUUUGGCCUGAAAUGGCAGCCACUUCAAGUUCAAGUUCAAGUCAAACAUACCGAUUCUCUUAUGGAAUGCAACAAGA